AUGAACGGUGUGAUAGAAGGUGUAUAUGAGCCAGUGCAGCACCAUUGGUUCCACUGCGAGCAGCAGGUGGACUGUAAAGACUCCUGGUUCCCUUUCAGCAGAGAGGACUCAUCAAGGCUGGAAGAGGCACACAAACAUGGGGAGACCCGCGGGGAGGAGGAGAUGGUGGUAGCCACAGAGGGUAGGCGGUUCGAUGUGAGGCUGAAGGAGAGGCGGCGCUACGCGGUGUACUGGGAGCAGCCCCCCUCGGAGGUGAGGCGGUGCUCCUGGUUCCACAAAGGAGACAAGGAUAUCUCCUACACCCCUUACCCAGAGCACACCAGCCUCGUCCUGGAGGAGGCUUACAUGAUAUCAGUGACGCUGAAUGACUGGACGAGGAAGUUAGAAUUCCCCACUGGAGAAACGGUGGUGUUGCACAGCCGUAUGCUUAUGACACAGCAACAGACAAUCCCCUCUAGGUACUGGAUAAGCUUCCCCUCUGACUCUGAGCAAAGUCGACCCAGGACCGUAAAAAGGGGGCUGGAGGGUAUUUCAAUAGAGAUACCUGAAGGAGAGCCUUACCAAGUGGACCACCUUGUCUUCAUGGUACAUGGCAUUGGACCGGCCUGUGACAUCCAGCUGCGUGGGGUCGUUCAAUGUGUGAAUGAUUUCCGCGAUGCUUCACUCAGCCUGCUGAGCAGUCACUUCAAGCAGAGCCAAGAUGGCGCCCACAUGGGCCGUGUGGAGUUCCUGCCAGUCAACUGGCACCGGGUGCUGCAUGGGGACGCCACUGGAGUGGACGAGGAUAUCCAGAGGAUCACCCUGCCCAGCAUCAGUCGUCUGCGUCAGUUCAGCAACGGCACGGUGCUGGACCUGUUCUUCUACAACAGCCCCACCUACUGCCAGACCAUCAUAGACACCGUGGCCUCAGAGAUCAACCGCCUCCACCACGUAUUCCUUCAGCGCCACCCACAAUUCACUGGUGCAGUGUCACUGACUGGACACAGUCUGGGUUCUCUGAUCCUCUUUGACCUUCUGACAAAUCAAGAAAUACAUAACACAGAUGAAAAGAUAAGUAGCGUCAGCAGCCCAAGUGAAGCAACCUCCAUUAACUUUGAGAGCUUUGAGGAAACACUUAGGAAUUUCGGAUUGGGCAAGUUUUUCCAAAUGCUUACAAAGGAGCAGAUGGACUUAGAAUCACUGGCUCUCUGUUCGGAGACGGACUUGAAGGACUUGGGAAUACCCUUGGGGCCUCGCAAGAAGAUCAUGUGCUUGUUGAAGAGAUGGAGAGAGGUCCAAGAACAACCAAUGCUCCUUUCAGACGCCCCCUCCACCAGCCCAGUGGAUUACAAGUACUUUGACAUUGGCAUUGGCCAGGUGUCCAUUGUGUACCCUCAGCUGGCCUUCCAGCCGCAGGCCUUCUUUGCCUUGGGUUCUCCUAUAGGGAUGUUCCUAACGGUGCGCGGCCUGAAGAGGAUCGACCCCAAAUACAGCCUCCCCACCUGCAAGAGCUUCUACAACAUCUUCCAUCCAUUUGACCCGGUGGCCUUCAGGAUUGAGCCCAUGGUGGUGUCUCCAGGGGUGGACCUUCCCCCAAUGCUAAUCCCACAUCACAAGGGCAGGAAGAGGAUGCAUCUCGAGCUGAAAGACAGCUUGAUGCGAGUCAGCUCAGAUCUGCUGCUCUCCAUCAGUACUCUCCGUGGUGUGUGGCAGACCCUCACCACACUACCUGUCAACACACUUCCCCCAGUGGCCAGUGUAGGAACCACAUCUGCACUGCCACCUCAGGAGUCAGAAGGGAUUCUGAGGAUACCGUGUUGCUGCUUUUGA
Molecule: messenger RNA, 1809 nt
Organism: Salvelinus namaycush (lake trout)
Lineage: Eukaryota; Metazoa; Chordata; Actinopteri; Salmoniformes; Salmonidae
Product: phospholipase DDHD2-like
Exons: 15
Coding region: 1-1809 (602 amino acids)
Cellular component (GO): COPII-coated ER to Golgi transport vesicle
Molecular function (GO): metal ion binding; protein binding; triacylglycerol lipase activity
Source: RefSeq, a predicted model, not a curated record